GACCUUAUACAACAAUGAUUUCUCCUUCUGAGUUUAGUACGUAUACCCUUCGAAGCUGAAACAACUUCUUCCGCACAAUAAUUUUAUAAAACUCCAUGUACACCAAUUGAUGUUGAGGGGUAGUAGAGAAAAUUUGAUUCUCAGUUGUUGUGACGCUAGCCUUUAGGUAUUUUUCCCUACACGUAUACAGUUUACCGUGAUUUAUACAAAUGCGCCGAACUUUCAAACGAACCGAGAACAAACGGACUUGCUUCAGCCCGCAUUUAUCUUCAAAAGACCAUUCCUAGUAAGGCCGUCAUGUGAUUGUGAUUGGCGCCGAAAGAGACUGUGAUGCUUUUUCUCUUCUCUUACGGACGCUUUGGCCAAUUUUAAGGCUUGACUGUAAUAGGCGGUAAUUACAAAAGGGUGCCUGUACAUGUAUGUGCCUUAUACUAUUCGAUUGAUAUAUCUUAAUCAUACCCCUUCACUGCAACUCUUGAGAUCCAGCACUUGGUACAAGUAUGGUUCAUAUCGAAACAAACGAGUACAUCCGUCAAGAUGAUAAUGGAGCAAUCAAAGUGAAGAGCAAUGGGGUUCUAAAGCCUUAUCUGGUGAGACGCUUUAGCGCUCCAACUUUGGUUUCUGGAAAUGUGGCAGAUAUUACCCAUUUCCUCGAUUCUGCUCAUCGUACGGAAAAAAUUGAUAUUGAGCUAGAAUAUGACGACAAUAGCAAAUUAAGCUUUAUUCCUAUCGGUAAGACCACAUUGGCUUUUCGUGGUGAUCUGAAAGUUUCCAAGAAAUUUUCGAGAGGAAUAGCUGCAACAAACGGAAGCUCAACUUUUACGGGAGGGUAUGGUAAGAGUUAUAUCAAAUUAUCUGUCCCAAGUCCGGUGUACAACUACAUCAUUAAAGGUGUAAUUGCUAAUCUCGAAAAUCGACAUAUUGGCUUAGAUCGUGAUUGGAAGGAUCGUUUUCGUAACCUUUACGCUGAAAAGAAGGAUGGCAGAACAACUUUUUGGGCAAAGAUGUAUAGCAAAAUUGCGGGAACAGAUCAAGAUGGUGAUCCGAUUCGUGAUGUGACAAGUGAGAUGAAAAGUUUGAGAGCCGAUGCUACGGGACUGGCAAGAAUUGGCAUUCGUUUGAUUCGUAUUCAUAAUCCCGCCGCAAAACAAGCACAAUGGAAUUUACGUUUUAGCAUUCAAAAGUUGGAGAAAGUUCAAUACACAAUUGUCAAGAAACAACCUUCACCGGCGAUGCAUUUUGCCUUGAUGGCUCAGUGCCAUUUUAGCGAAGAUGAUUUACCUGAAUCUCGCUUGUAGGCUAGGUAGGUGAGCCUCAAAACGAGUGCUGAAACGAUUUGAGCUCGUAGAGACAAAAUCUGAGAAUGAAAGAUGAAAAAGAUUCGCAUGUAUAGAAUGUACAAUAUAAAUCCUUAUUUCAUUAUGCUUCUGAGAUGUUGUCGUAAAAUGUUACAGAUGUGGAUUAUGCUGAUAAGGUAGGAGGAGUUGGGGUGGCGGG
Messenger RNA from Meira miltonrushii, 1497 nucleotides. RefSeq lists its product as uncharacterized. NCBI's taxonomy places the organism in Eukaryota, Fungi, Basidiomycota, Exobasidiomycetes, Exobasidiales, Brachybasidiaceae. The record is from RefSeq and is a predicted model, not a curated record. The transcript has a single exon. Bases 501 to 1298 code for a protein of 265 amino acids.